Messenger RNA from Neopsephotus bourkii (Bourke's parrot), 2311 nucleotides. RefSeq names its product engulfment and cell motility 1 (gene ELMO1). The record is from RefSeq and is a predicted model, not a curated record. The transcript is spliced from 21 exons. Gene Ontology annotation, biological process: cell motility; actin filament organization. Gene Ontology annotation, cellular component: guanyl-nucleotide exchange factor complex; plasma membrane. The coding region runs from base 74 to 2257 and encodes 727 amino acids. Lineage: Eukaryota; Metazoa; Chordata; Aves; Psittaciformes; Psittacidae.
GUGUGAAUGAGAGAACCUCGCUGCAGCAUUUUAGUAUCCAGCGGUACUGGCUCCGAACAGCAGCAGCGUCGCGAUGCCCCCUCCUGCUGAUAUAGUGAAGGUGGCAAUUGAAUGGCCAGGUGCCUUCCCCAAAUUGAUGGAAAUAGAUCAAAAAAAGCCACUGUCCUCAAUAAUAAAAGAAGUCUGCGAUGGGUGGUCUCUUGCAAAUCAUGAUCAGUUUGCACUGCAGCAUGCUGAUAGUUCCAAUUUCUACAUCACAGAGAAGAAUCGUAAUGAGAUAAAAAAUGGAGCGAUCCUUCGAUUAACGACAUCUCCAGCUCAAAAUGCCCAACAGCUCCAUGAGAGGAUCCAGUCUUCUAGCAUGGAUGCGAAGUUAGAAGCACUGAAAGACUUGGCCAACUACUCACGGGAUGUGACGUUUGCCCAAGAAUUCAUAAACCUCGAUGGGAUUUCCCUACUGACACAAAUGGUUGAAAGCGGCACAGAACGAUAUCAGAAACUGCAGAAGAUAAUGAAGCCCUGCUUUGGAGAUAUGUUGUCCUUUACACUGACUGCAUUUGUUGAGCUGAUGGAUCAUGGGAUUGUAUCGUGGGAUACAUUCUCUGUGGCAUUCAUUAAGAAGAUAGCAAGCUACGUGAACAAAUUCGCCUCGGACAUCUCUAUCUUGCAACGAUCACUAGCAAUCCUGGAAUCGAUGGUGCUCAACAGCCAUGAUCUGUAUCAGAAGGUGGCACAGGAGAUCACAAUUGGGCAGCUAAUCCCACAUCUGCAGGGGACAGACCAAGAAAUCCAGACGUACACCAUUGCAGUAAUCAAUGCACUCUUCCUUAAAGCACCGGAUGACAAGAGGCAGGAAAUGGCAAACAUUUUGGCACAAAAGCAGCUUCGCUCCAUCAUCUUAACUCAUGUUAUCAGGGCACAGAGGGCCAUCAAUAAUGAAAUGGCACACCAGCUUUAUGUUCUUCAAGUACUUACCUUCAACCUUCUGGAAGAUAGGAUGAUGACAAAAAUGGAUCCCCAAGAUCAGGCUCAGCGGGAUAUCAUCUUUGAACUCCGACGAAUCGCGUUUGAUGCAGAAUCGGAGCCUAACAAUAGCAGUGGCAGCAUUGAGAAACGCAAAUCCAUGUAUACCCGAGACUAUAAAAAACUGGGGUUUAUUAACCAUGUAAACCCUGCAAUGGACUUUACACAGACCCCUCCAGGAAUGCUGGCCCUCGACAACAUGCUGUACUUUGCUAAACAUCACCAGGAUGCUUAUAUACGGAUCGUCCUGGAGAACAGCAGUCGAGAGGACAAGCAUGAGUGCCCAUUUGGCCGAAGUAGCAUUGAGCUGACAAAGAUGCUGUGUGAAAUACUGAAAGUAGGAGAGCUACCCAGUGAGACCUGCAACGAUUUCCAUCCCAUGUUCUUCACCCACGACAGAUCCUUCGAGGAGUUCUUCUGCAUCUGCAUUCAGCUCUUGAACAAGACAUGGAAGGAAAUGAGGGCAACAUCAGAGGACUUUAACAAGGUAAUGCAGGUGGUGAAAGAACAGAUAAUGAGAGCACUCACUACCAAGCCUAGCUCUCUGGAUCAGUUCAAGAGCAAGCUUCAGAACCUCAGCUACACAGAAAUACUGAAAAUACGCCAGUCUGAAAGAAUGAACCAGGAAGAUUUCCAGUCUCGUCCCAUUCUGGAACUCAAAGAGAAGAUUCAGCCCGAGAUCUUGGAACUGAUCAAGCAGCAGCGUCUCAACCGGCUUGUGGAGGGCACCUGCUUCAGGAAGCUCAACAGUCGGCGUCGGCAAGACAAGUUCUGGUAUUGUCGCCUCUCACCUAAUCACAAGGUGUUGCACUAUGGAGACUUGGAAGAAAGCCCCCAGGGAGAAGUGCCCCACGAUUCCUUGCAAGAUAAAUUGCCAGUGGCAGAUAUAAAAGCUGUUGUGACCGGGAAGGACUGCCCUCACAUGAAGGAGAAAGGAGCUCUCAAACAAAACAAGGAGGUGCUAGAGCUUGCUUUCUCUAUAUUGUAUGACUCGAGUGGGCAGCUGAACUUCAUCGCUCCAGACAAGCACGAGUACUGUGUAUGGACCGACGGGCUGAACGCCCUCCUGGGGAAGGACAUGUUGAGUGACCUGACGCGGAACGACCUGGACACGCUGCUCAGCAUGGAGAUCAAGCUGCGCCUCCUGGACCUGGAGAACAUACAGAUCCCAGAUGCUCCCCCGCCGAUCCCAAAGGAGCCCAGCAACUACGACUUUGUUUAUGACUGUAACUGAGGCUGCCCCUGAGACUGGCUCCGAAACUGGACAUGUUGUAACUGGGGAGAUACU